AGAAAGGACUGGCGUUCCAUAACAUGUGCUGAGCUGGCGUGUCGCGCGGUUUCGAUGGAACGACCAACAAGAACGCUGUCGUCCAGUGUUCCAGGAGGGGAAAAAGUUAUUGUGCGCGCACCAAAGCCAUGCACCAUGGACGCGCUCCAAGAGGCGCGCUUCUCGUCAGUCCAUAUAAAACUGAAGCGCCAGAUCUCUCAAAAGCUCUACGCGAGAUAGCGUUAAGCGCGUGCCACUCCCGAGCUCAUCACGAAUAAGUGCCAAACUAGGUGUAAAGAUGCACAGAACAACUAGAUCCCCAAUGAUGCAACCCCUGGUCAACUCGGGAAUGGGCAUAGCUCCUUUCUUCAAGGUGACUGUGUUCGAGCAGGAGCACUUCCAGGGCAAGUGCCAGGAGUUUACCUCUGAGUGCUGUAACAUCCAGGAGUGUGGUCUGGACGUCAUCCGCUCCAUCAGGGUGGAGAGUGGAGCCUGGGUGGGCUUUGAGCACCAUGAUUUCCAGGGCCAGCAGUUCAUCCUGGAGAGAGGAGAGUACCCCCACUGGGACGCCUACAGCGGCUCCCUGUCCUACCACGUGGAGCGCCUCAUGUCCCUGCGUCCCAUCUACUGUGCUUCCCACAUGAGCAGUCGUAUGAUGAUCUUUGAGAGAGAGAACUUCAUGGGCCGCAGUGUUGAGCUGUGUGACGACUACCCCUCCCUGCAGGCCAUGGGCUGGUCCAUGCCCGAGGUCGGCUCCAUGCACGUGCAGUGUGGCGCCUUUGUGUGCUACCAGUACCCCGGCUACAGGGGCCAGCAGUACAUCAUGGAGUGUGAGAGACACAGUGGAGACUACCAGCACUGGAAGAACUGGGGCUCCCACUGCCAGACCCCCCAGAUCCAGUCUAUCCGCCGUGUCCAGCAUUAAGAGGGGCUAGUAGUGGCUGAGAGGCCCACGGACAGCAACCCCAUGCCCAGGCGCUGCUCUACCCCAUAUCCCCCCCUGCCUUACCCUGACAGGAAGAGCAGUCGCCCCUAACUACCGACUCACCACGUACCACUGACACUCACAGCCGCGCCGAGGUACGAUAGCAGACUAUAUCGCACUGUAAACGCACAGGAACACGCACACACACACAUACUGACAUGACUGACACUCACAGACGUACCUAUACUGAUAUAACACACACCAUGUCUUUUACCAGGUUAAAGCACCCGCACACAGACACACACACUUGCGCUGUUCUACCUGAACCCCCCAACCCCUCUGUCCAGGUCACCUGGGCUGAGCGGGGAGCCAAGCCACACACCGUGCUCGAACCAGAGGAGAGGUCAACGUUUCCUCAGAAAACAGUUUCAAGAUGGCUGCCUCUGUAGUGCAGCUCUGAUGUGAUGUUGUGUGUAGGAGGUUGAACCACAGGUUACCUAAUAAACUCAUGUUCACUUCA
Molecule: messenger RNA, 1424 nt
Organism: Salmo salar (Atlantic salmon)
Lineage: Eukaryota; Metazoa; Chordata; Actinopteri; Salmoniformes; Salmonidae
Product: beta-crystallin A1-2
Biological process (GO): visual perception; lens development in camera-type eye
Molecular function (GO): structural constituent of eye lens
Source: RefSeq, a predicted model, not a curated record